CGGAGUCGUCCGCAGAGCAGCCCCUCCCGGCCGCGGCCGCCGACCCCGGCCCUGGCCCCCGGCCCGGCUCUAUGGACAGGAGCUCGCUGCUGCAGCUUAUCCAGGAGCAGCAGCUGGACCCUGAGAACACAGGCUUCAUCGGUGCAGACACCUUCACUGGCCUGGUGCACCGCCAUGAGCUGCCUCUGGACCCAGCCAAGCUGGACAUGCUGGUGGCACUGGCCCAGAGCAACGAGCGGGGCCAGGUCUGCUAUCAGGAGCUGGUGGACCUGAUCAGCAGCAAGCGCUCAAGCAGCUUCAAGCGGGCCAUCGCCAACGGACAGCGGGCACUGCCUCGGGACGGGCUGCUGGAUGAGCCAGGCCUGGGUGUUUACAAGCGGUUCGUGCGCUACGUGGCCUACGAGAUCCUGCCCCGAGAGGUGGACCGCCACUGGUAUUUCUACCGGCACCGCAGCUGCCCGCCCCCCGUAUUUAUGGCCUCGGUCACCCUUGCCCAGAUCAUCGUGUUCCUGUGCUAUGGGGCCCGGCUCAACAAGUGGGUGCUGCAGACCUACCACCCCGAGUACAUGAAAAGCCCCCUCGUGUACCACCCCGGCCACCGCGCUCGGGCCUGGCGCUUCCUCACCUACAUGUUCAUGCAUGUCGGGCUGGAGCAGCUGGGGUUCAAUGCCCUCCUGCAGCUGAUGAUCGGAGUGCCACUGGAGAUGGUGCACGGCCUGCUCCGCAUCAGCCUGCUCUACCUGGCGGGCGUGCUGGCAGGCUCCCUGACCGUCUCCAUUACUGACAUGCGGGCCCCUGUGGUGGGGGGCUCCGGCGGGGUCUAUGCCCUGUGUUCUGCACACCUGGCCAAUGUCGUCAUGAACUGGGCUGGGAUGAGGUGUCCCUACAAGCUGCUGAGGAUGGUGCUGGCCCUGGUGUGCAUGAGCUCCGAGGUGGGCCGGGCCGUAUGGCUGCGCUUCUCCCCGCCACUGCCUGCCUCAGGCCCACAGCCCAGCUUCAUGGCGCACCUGGCGGGCGCGGUGGUGGGCGUCAGCAUGGGCCUGACCAUCCUGCGCAGCUACGAAGAGCGCCUGCGGGACCAGUGCGGCUGGUGGGUGGUGCUGCUUGCCUAUGGCACCUUCCUGCUGUUUGCCAUCUUCUGGAACAUCUUUGCCUAUGACCUGUUGGGUGCCCAUAUCCCCCCACCACCCUAACAGGGUCACAGAGGCCAGGGUGCAGGACCCCAGGGCCAGCCACCAGGCGGGCCUGCAUAUCCACCCUCAGUGAAUGUAGUCUCGAGGCUGCUCCUUCCCGGUGUGGGCUGGUGGCCCCUGUGGCCCACUGAGUCCAGGCCAAGCCUUACACCAGCCCUGGCCACCCCCUCCCAGGCUGGAGGGACAAGGACUGCUGGCCUGGGCCGGGAGGUGGAAGUCCCCAGGGGUGGCCCCAGAGGAGACCCUGCCCCCACCUCUUCCCUGAGACUUGCAGUCUGAGCCUUUUUGAAGAAUGAAUAAAUAUUUUACACAGCA
This is a messenger RNA of Dama dama (fallow deer), 1508 nucleotides long. It is a transcript of the gene RHBDL1, whose product is annotated as rhomboid like 1. The transcript has 8 exons. The record is from RefSeq and is a predicted model, not a curated record. Lineage: Eukaryota; Metazoa; Chordata; Mammalia; Artiodactyla; Cervidae. Bases 72 to 1193 code for a protein of 373 amino acids. Gene Ontology annotation, molecular function: serine-type endopeptidase activity. Gene Ontology annotation, cellular component: membrane.